AAUCAUAUGUUAGCGUUCAUUGCCAAUUUACUGGACUGCGCCUUUUCCAAUGCAAAACGCAGCUAUAGAAACUAAGCAGACUCUCAGGAGGAUAAAGACCGAAAGGGGGAAGGGUUAAAGACUAGGUAAAGGUGGUUGCCUCUGUUGCUGCUAAACGUGAAUUCAAGAUGAAUUUGACUCACGGAAAUCCCUCUUACCAAUUGAAAUAUACAGACAGAUGUCCAAACCUACCGACGGCCGGAAAACUAAUACCUGUAGGAGAGGGGGCUAAGACCUGCUUACAAGAAGUGGCAAGGCCCUCCACCCCACCGGUGGUGAGGAAAUUCCGCAACAGCAUCCAACCAGAACCAGGAGCUAUCAGAGUGCACCGAGGCAAGGCAAACGAUCCAGAUGUUGCCAGCAGUCUUGUUCAUGGCAUCAGCAACAAAUCAUCCCUCACUGGCAGAAGCUUGCUGAAUCCUUCUCAAAAGACCUUGUUCCAAAAUAAGUUACAAGAGCUCAGUGAAGCAGGGUACACCUCCAGUCAAAAAGCACCCCUGGGCAGAUCACGUGAUCAGCACUUAGGACUUCCUGCGUGGUAUAAUGACAAAACUACGUUUGGUAUUAAAACAGUUAAAGGGUUGGACAUGCGGGAGAUUAUUAACCCUUCAAAAACAGCUGAGGAGGUGGAGAGGGAAGCUGAGGAAGGACACGAGGCUUAUAUUCGUAGCCACAAUGCCUAUUUUGUUGGGGAGCGCAUUGAUAGGAAGUACGAUUGGAAUCACUACAGUAAAGACAGCAGGUUUGGGAUAGUCACACCUCAUUUUAAUGAUGGCCGUAAUCUUGGAAAAACUCUCCACUGGCUUGGGGAGGCACAGAACCAUAGGUUUUACAAUCCAAAGACUGUUUGGAAGAGAUCUGGGAACAGGGAAAAGAUGGAGCCACAAUCUGCCAAAGUGAACAAGAUGAGAAGAAAUUUGUUGAAUGUUCCACCAGAUCACACCUUUGGAAUGCUCUUGCCGGUGGAUGAAUUUGGUGUUGGAGAUAUAAUCCACUCCACAGAGCCAGGGCAGAAUGUGAGAGGUCGAGACCGACAGCGCAGCCUGGUCAAUGCAGUGCAACACCAACUCAAGAAGAUCAAUUUCCAUAACUUCCCCUCCCUGCUGCGGGCGUUCAGACAUUAUGACAAGAAAGGCAAGGGAAUGAUUGACAAAGAGGACCUGCAGGCAGUGUGCCGUCAGUUCCGGCUGGAUGUUAGCGAACCUGUCCUGGAUGACCUGAUGGAUUACUGUGACACGGACAAAGACGGACUAAUAAACUUCCUGGAGUUUGCUAACUUCCUUAACUGGAAGGACAAGAUGCUCAUAAACGCUGAGGAGCAAGGCAUCAUAACAAAUGAAUCAGAGCAGCUCCCUGUCUCUCAGACCUUGAUUAAACCUGAGGACCUGGAGCCUGUAGAGCCAGGCAGCUCACAGAAGACUCUCAGGACCCUGAGGCGACCCAGGGCAGUCCCAGACCACUUCACCACCUCCUCCUCCCUCAUUGGGGCUAUGAGUGAUGAUCUGCUCACAUCGAACAGUCGCACAUUCGGGAUCCCGUCUGUGCGCUCCGACCUUCCAGCUCCAGUUAUCAAGAGAGUCAGUGACACCACUAACUACGGUGAUACAUCCACGGCCGCAGAUCUUCUGCAUCCAUCAGUUCAUGCCCUCUGGGGUGUUCACGAGCAACACUUGUUCUGUCCUCGCACCAAGAAAGAGAUUGCAGAGAUCUUCAGGAAUGUGGGUGUGAAAAUUUCUGAGGAGACCUUUGAGGAGGCCUGGAAGCUGGCAUCCAUGAAGCAACCGGAAGGGGAGGUUUGUGUCGAGGUUUUCCGUAACGUACUCAAGGAAAUAAAAGCAGUGUAAUACUGAAGAUGCUUUUUACUAGUGCAGUGUUUCCCCAUCACCAUCAAUAUUUCUGUCGAAAUAUGUAUCUCCGCUGUCCAGUGAGUACAGUGAGCUCCGAAAUGUUUUAGUAUGAUGAGGGUGCAUUUUUUAGACAUAACGAAGAAGAAUUUGGACUUUGGCAGCCCAAAAUAUCUGACAGAAACAUUCAUCUGAAGUGCAUGGUUGUUGUGGUGUUAAAACAUUUUCACAUGACAACCAUAACCAAAAAUCUGUACCACUCUCAGUAACCUGUCAGUUAGUUUUUAAAGAGCAAAAAAAAAGGCGUUCCUAAUGCAUAUCAUAAUCUUUCUGCAUUUUCUUUUUCUUUACUAUUGGGAAACUUAUUUUGAUGCAUC
Molecule: messenger RNA, 2260 nt
Organism: Xiphias gladius (swordfish)
Lineage: Eukaryota; Metazoa; Chordata; Actinopteri; Istiophoriformes; Xiphiidae
Gene: efhb
Product: EF-hand domain family, member B
Exons: 14
Coding region: 168-1883 (571 amino acids)
Molecular function (GO): calcium ion binding
Source: RefSeq, a predicted model, not a curated record